UCGCCUCCCCGCAGGGCGAGGGGGAGCUUUCCGCGCGGCCGCGAGGCUUCGCCAUGCUGCGGGGCUAGAGGCGCCGCAGCGCAGCGGGGUUAAUAAUGUUAGCAGAGACCAGUCUUUCCAUAUGGGGAUGGGGAAGUCUUGGCCUUGUGCUUUUUCUAGUAACUUUUGGACCCUUCGCUAUAUUUUACUUUGCAUUUUAUAUCGUCUGCUUUGUGGGUGGGGGUUUUGUGGUUACUCUUUUAUUUGGAAAAAGCAACUCGGAAAAAUACCUUGAGCAGUGUGAGCAUUCGUUUCUUCCUUGUACAUCAGUUGGGAUCCCUAAGUGCGUUGAAGAAAUGAAACGUGAAGCCAGACCUAUUAAGAUUGACAGAAGACUGACGGGUGCAAAUAUAAUUGAUGAGCCUUUGCAACAGGUAAUCCAGUUUUCCCUGAGAGACUAUGUUCAGUAUUGGUAUUACACGCUAAGUGAUGAUGAAUCGUUUCUUCUGGAAAUCAGGCAGGCUCUUCAGUAUGCACUUGUUCAGUUUUCUGCCAGGUCAAAGGAAACAGAUUGGCAGCCUUAUUUCACUACACGACUUGUUGAUGACUUUGGCACUCAUCUUCGAGUUUUCAGAAAAGCUCAGCAAAGAAUAGCAGAGAAAGGCGAUCAGAUGAAAGACCAAGCUGAGGAACUUGUAGAUACAUUUUUUGAGGUUGAAGUUGAAAUGGAAAAAGAAGUCUGUCGUGACCUAGUCUGCACUUCUCCCAAAGACGAAGAAGGAUUCCUAAGGGAUCUGUGUGAGGUUUUACUGUAUAUAUUGCUACCUCCUGGAGACUUCCAGAACAAGAUCAUGAGAUACUUUGUCAGGGAAAUCCUCUCCCGAGGAAUUCUUCUUCCAUUAAUAAACCAGCUCAGUGAUCCUGAUUAUAUUAAUCAGUAUGUCAUAUGGAUGAUUCGUGAUUCCAACUGUAACUAUGAGGCCUUUAUGAAUAUUAUUAAAUUAAGUGAUAAUGUAGGAGAGUUGGAAGCAGUGAAAGAUAAAGCAAGUGAAGAACUGCAAUAUCUUCGAUCUCUAGAUACAGCAGGAGAUGAUAUCAACACUAUAAAAAAUCAGAUAAACAGUUUAUUAUAUGUUAUUAAAGUAUGUGAUUCAAGAAUUCAGAGGUUGCAGUCAGGAAAAGAAAUAGAUACUGUGAAACUGGCAGCAAACUUUGGAAAACUUUGCACAGUCCCUCUGGACCAUAUUCUGGUAGACAAUGUUGCACUACAGUUUUUUAUGGAUUACAUGCAGCAGACUGGUGGCCAAGCACAUCUGUUUUUUUGGAUGACAGUGGAAGGAUACAGGGUUACGGCACAGCAACAGCUGGAGGUACUUCAAAGCCGGCAGAAAGAUGGAAAACAUCAGACUAAUCAAACCAAGGGUCUAUUAAGAGCAGCUGCGUUUGGAGUUUAUGAGCAAUAUUUAUCAGAAAAGGCAUCUCCAAGAGUUAAUAUUGAUGACAACUUAGUAGCAAAACUGGCAGAAACACUGAACCAUGAGGAUCCAACACCUGAAAUCUUUGAUGACAUUCAGAGAAAGGUAUAUGAAUUGAUGCUGCGAGAUGAAAGAUUCUACCCUUCGUUCAAACAGAAUGUGUUGUAUGUGCGUAUGUUAGCUGAGCUUGAUAUGCUGAAGGAUCCUAGUUUCAGAGGAUCAGAUGAUGGUGAAGGAGAAUCUUUUAAUGGGUCUCCUACUGGCAGUAUAAAUCUGUCCUUAGAUGACCUUUCAAACGUCCCUUCUGAUGAGACAGUUCAACUCCAUGCGUACAUCUCAGAUACUGGAGUGUGUAAUGACCAUGGCAAGACAUACGCACUAUAUGCUAUCACAGUCCAUCGGCGAAGUCCAAACAGCGAAGAGACAUGGAAGACGUAUCGACGCUACAGUGACUUCCAUGACUUUCACAUGAGGAUCACUGAGCAGUUUGAAAACCUUGCAAAUAUACUGAAACUUCCUGGCAAAAAGACAUUUAACAAUAUGGACAGAGAAUUUUUGGAAAAGAGGAAAAAAGAUUUAAAUGCAUAUUUGCAGCUCUUAUUAAAUCCUGAAAUGAUGAAGGCUUCUCCAGCUUUAGCCCACUAUGUGUAUGACUUCCUGGAGAAUAAAGCGUACAGCAAAGGGAAGGGAGAUUUUGCACGGAAGAUGGACACAUUUGUAAACCCACUGCGUAACUCUAUGAGAAAUGUAUCAAAUGCAGUCAAGUCUCUCCCUGACAGCCUGGCAGAGGGAAUGACUAAAAUGUCAGACAACAUGGGUAAAAUGUCAGAGAGAUUGGGACAAGACAUAAAGCAAUCAUUUUUCAAGGUGCCUCCUUUGAUCCAGAAAACCUAUUCAGAUCCUGACCAUUGCCGUGUUGCAGCACCAAUUGAUGACAAUGUGGAUGACAAUAUUCCACUGAGAGUAAUGCUCCUCCUUAUGGAUGAAGUCUUUGAUUUAAAGGAACGAAAUCAGUGGUUAAGAAGAAAUAUAAAAAAUCUGCUUCAGCAACUUAUUAGAGCAACAUAUGGUGACACAAUUAACAGAAAAAUAGUUGAUCAUGUUGAUUGGAUGACAUCUCCUGAGCAAGUAGCAGAUGCGGUAAAACGCUUCAGAGAUGCUUUUUGGCCCAAUGGCAUUUUAGCAGAGACUGUUCCGCGGAGGGACAAAGCUAUUAGAAUGAGAACAAGAGUGGCAGGGAAGACCAAAUUACUGGAGGUAAUGCCAGAUGAACUGAAGCACAUCAUAGGCGCUGAGACAACACGGAAAGGCAUUCUUCGGGUAUUUGAAAUGUUCCAGCACACUCAACUGAAUAAGAGAAUGGUGUACGUGUUUCUGGAGAGAUUCCUAGAAACCUUAUUUCCACAAAAUAAGUUCCAUGAGCUCUUCAACAAACUGCAUUCACGGUCAAAGCAGAUGCAGAGGUAUAAGCAGAGACUACAUUCUACUCAAGCGCCUUCCUUGCAGAAAAGUCUUCUAGUGUCACAUAUUAGAUUAUUAAUGCAUCUGUAAGACCUGUGACUCUUCUCAUCUUCACUUGUAAUUCAACCACUACCAGAAGGGUUUGUGUGUCUUAAAUGAUUUGGUGCGUCUUCAUGCAACAUUGAGAAGAAUACUAGCCCAAUAUAUAAGAAUGCUGAUUCCUUCUGUUCCUGAGUCGAUGUUUUGCCAGCAAUGAAAAGUGCCAGACUGUUCAAGUAAAGCACAACUGUGGUGAUACAAUGGAAGAAAAGGAUGUUCUGGCACUGGGAGAUAGUGCAAUGUGUGAGAAUCAGGUGGAAUUGUUCAAUGUUACGACUGUUGAGGCUCUGUAAGGCUCUUUUAACAUUCCUGUAAAGGCUGAGCUAACAGGAAAAGCAGUCUCUGGAAUGGCAGGUACAUAGGAGAGGGGAGAAGUAGUUACAGCCCCAUCAUAAAAGUACAUUUAUUAAAGAAAAGUUGAGGUAAUGUGGCUUUCAUGCCACAUUUACUUCAUCUUUCAUGUUUUGAAAAACAAACUAAUGUUAGAUCUAAUGGGGGUUUUAGUAAAGGCAGAGGUGCAGUAGAAAUAAACCCUUUAUUCUGAUAAUUCUGUAGCUUUAAGGGCCAUAUUCUGCUCUUACAGCACCUGGCAUACAUUUUGCAUGUAACUUCAGUGGAGAAGGGGCAUCAUAUUUAUGUUCAAUUGGAGUAUUUGAACAUACAUCAAGUUGAUAGUUGUAGAAGGAAGGGGGUACAUGUUUCAAAGAGGAUAGACAUCAUGUUAGAAGAUGAGGAAAUUGCACUAGGACACAGUUUACACACAACUCCUGACUAAAAUUUGAAAUCUUUUGUGUGUGUAAAAGACUAUGUCCUACUUCAUUGAAAGAUUCCUUACCUUUUAGUGUGUAAGCCUCGUAUGGAAAAAUAUUAGAAUUACUUGGUUCCUCACAGGUAAAGGGUUUCAUUAGUCAUAUGCAAACACUUGGAAAUUCCUGAACGCAUCUCAGUGUAUAUAUGAAAAUAAAAAGGAGAUAAAACUACAAUAUUUUUUUAAAUAAUUUUUUUAUUUUUUGCAUAGUGUAAAAUUUUAAUAAAAAUUUGACAUCAAGGCCCCACAUCCAUCUGUUUGGUUUCAUUGAAGAAUUUCUGUCCAACUAAAGUAACAACUGAAUAAUCCUGUUUGGCCACAGCAUAUCUCAGUUUGUGUUUUCUUUUUCAUAGUCCCCAACUGUUUGAGCACCACUAUCUGGGUAAAUAGAAGGUAAUCCUAUACAGUCAGGGUUUUUUUCUGAAUGCUAAACACAGGGUGAGAUACAGCUAUUGAUCAAGGAUCCUUAUAGUAAUUGGUGUCUUAAUGGGAACAAAUGAUCCUUUUGUGUGAGGGAGGAGCAUAGACAUUUUCUGAACAUGUUCUAAGAAAAGAUAGAAGGCUCUCGAAGGACCUAGUUAAAUUGACUGAAGCCUCUAUAUAGAUCAUUUUUUCUCAUGGACUCUAUUAAUGCAGUGUAGCCUUUUAUCAUACUACUUAACGAUGAUCAUAUUGUACUGUUAACAUUCUCAUACAGUAUGCAUGGGCUCAAGUGCACUUGUUUUUGUUUUUUUUUCUUUAUUGCAGAACUAAAUACUGUAAAUGAAAUCCCUUUCUUUUGUAAUCCGUAGGAAGACAAGUUGGUAAAUAUGUAAGAACCCUUCCCCCUUCCUCUCUGCAGGUUCUUUAGAAGUGUGAUGAUUAAGUGCUGUUGAAUUUAACAAAAUUAUUGAGUUAAUGCGUGGAGUAAUCAACAUAGCCAGCUCCUAUUGUUUACAUGCCUGUAUCUUCCUCUGACGUUAGGGUGCUUAAGCAUACCUGACAUCUGAUUGAUGAAAGAUAGUUCAGCAUUGUUCUUGGCGAUAUAGUGAAUAUAUCAUUGAUUCUACCAAAUCUAAUUUAUGUCUUUUAAAUCACUGAAUUUGUUAUGCACUAUGAAAGUGGGAACUUCAAAAAACUGUUUUGUCAGAUCUGUGGAACCUUUUAUCUAUCUGUAGGUACCAUGAAAAAUUUCAAGAGAAUAGGGGUCAUGUGCAAAUUUGGGAUUUUUCUUUUUAAUUAUCUGGUACAUUUCUGUACAAAAAUAAAAUAAUAUAUCUAGGAAUGUGAACUGAACACAAUACGCCAUGUUUAUUAGUAAUUUUACUUAAUGAAUUUAUUGCAUAUAUAUACCUAUACACACAUUUAUACAUGUGUGCAUAUGUAUAUAUGUAUUGAAGUUUUGUCUUCUGUAUUUAAUUACAGAAUGUGGCUUCCUAAUUCAGUGGUGCCUGGUGGCUGGCACGAAUCAUCAGAAAUGAAUAUUUUUUGUUAAAAAGAGUUUGUAUGUAUCUUUAUUGAAAUGGUUUUCCUGCCCUGUCAACCCAUGCAGCUUGUUAUCCUAGAAAGUCUCCAAAACUGAAUGUUAAUAUACAGCACUUAAGUGUCUGGGUGUAUCUUCUGGCCUUUGGGUGCUGUGACUGGCCGCUGAAAAUUGUGCCAUUGUCAACAAAUGCACUUGUUUUAGCCUUAAUUAUUUUUAAGAGAAAAUGAGCAAUUGAAUUUUUCAUUUGGUUCAUCCUCAAGCUUGUGCUGCUGGUGUUUGCUAGAACUAAACAGUAAAUUUUAAGUGCUACCGGAAUGUGUACCAAAAUAAAAAUAUAUGAAUUCCACAAUCUAAAUUUUAAUUUUGUGCAAUAUUUUCAUUUAAUGCAUGUGUAUUUGAAUAACUGUAAAAUAAAUGAAUUUUUAAUGUUUUGAAGUCUGGGUUAAAAAUGUCUUCUCAGCUGAACAAUUUUGCAUUCUGUUGUUGCGUUAGUUUAUUUAAGGACUUGUUUUAAAAGUCUUAUUUGUUACUACUUUGUUAAUUCCCUUGUUCUCAAUGAUCCUUGUUCAUCUGAGCAAAGCUCAUAUAUUACAAGGGAAAAAUCUGAAGAGCACAUCUCAUGAAUAUAGCUGUUAUAAAUUACUUGUGCAUAUCAUUGUACAGUAAGUGUCAGCUGUGUGCCUAAUUGUUCUAUUGAUGCUUUUUCCCCUCCCUUCCCUCUCUUCUCGUUUCUGUAACAAAGAACAUGAAACAGGCUGCCAUGGUCACUUCUACUGAAUGGCAGAGGACUCUGAAUUUUUUUUUGGAGUUUGCAUUUAUGUUCUGUCCAAUAGAAAGCUAAAAAAUUACACUAAUAAAGUAUUAACAGGA
This is a messenger RNA of Haliaeetus leucocephalus (bald eagle), 6157 nucleotides long. RefSeq names its product sorting nexin 13 (gene SNX13). Gene Ontology annotation, molecular function: phosphatidylinositol binding. The record is from RefSeq and is a predicted model, not a curated record. Bases 96 to 3005 code for a protein of 969 amino acids. Gene Ontology annotation, biological process: positive regulation of GTPase activity. NCBI's taxonomy places the organism in Eukaryota, Metazoa, Chordata, Aves, Accipitriformes, Accipitridae. The transcript is spliced from 27 exons. Gene Ontology annotation, cellular component: early endosome.